GGGCACGCGCCAAACGAAGAAAAACCUGCUGCUCCGGAUGAAGAGUGGGGGACCGUCAACUUCAAGGCGGUCUGGUCAGGAUUCAAGGCGGCAGGAUGGACAUCCAAGCCACCCCCGCGAGGCAUCGGCACUCUCUGGAAGUACAUUCUGCCAGGGCGCGACGCGAAUGGUGCUGAAGGCGUCGACUACUUGCUCGGAGAGCAAGCGGUGGUGAACCACGCUGUUCAGCGUAAGUGUUAUGAUCGAUUCGAUUCAUCGGCAUCCGACAGCAUCGACGAAGAUGACGAAGAGCUGUUUGCGAAGGAAGAGCGCCACUUUGCAGACAAGUUUCUUGAGUCGUUGGGAGGCGAGGAGAAGGUGCUCGCCGGAGAUUUGAUCGGCCCUGCACUAAAAGAUCUCUCUACGACUGGGUGGGACGAACCGGAGACUCCUGACGUCGCGGCGUAUCUGGAGACGCCGUAUCAGCCUGUCGCUGAUAACGAUGAGUAUCCUGAGCUCUGGCAAGGUCGAAAUGGACCCCGGAAAGAAGCUAUCAAGCGUGGAGCGUCUCCCAGCUCCCUCUUCUUCCUGUUCAUGCCCGUAGCCAUGUGGCAACACAUUGCAGAGUGCAGCAACUUCUACAUGCACGAGCAGCUCGACAAUCGCGUCGACUCAUACUUCAAAAGGAAAGAGCAAAAAGACCGAAAAGACAAAGCGGCUGGUCGAGCGGCUUCAACGGCGAAGACCAAGACACGGCGAGAUGUGCGACAAGACUUUCUGUCGGUCAAGCCUGUCAUGCCGCACGAGCUGUGCGUGUAUAUUGGCCUGCUAAUUGCCCGCGCGAUCAUGCCAAACCGAGAGAAGCUCGUAAACCACUGGCGCCAAGAUGAU
Messenger RNA from Phytophthora sojae, 870 nucleotides. RefSeq lists its product as hypothetical. The annotation marks the transcript as partial. The transcript is spliced from 2 exons. NCBI's taxonomy places the organism in Eukaryota, Oomycota, Peronosporomycetes, Peronosporales, Peronosporaceae. The record is from RefSeq and is a predicted model, not a curated record.